This is a messenger RNA of Dicentrarchus labrax (European seabass), 5928 nucleotides long. RefSeq names its product mitogen-activated protein kinase kinase kinase kinase 2 (gene map4k2). Bases 249 to 2861 code for a protein of 870 amino acids. Gene Ontology annotation, biological process: protein phosphorylation. The transcript has 32 exons. Lineage: Eukaryota; Metazoa; Chordata; Actinopteri; Moronidae. Gene Ontology annotation, molecular function: MAP kinase kinase kinase kinase activity; ATP binding. The record is from RefSeq and is a predicted model, not a curated record.
GGGACCGUUCGCACACAGACAGACUCUGUCAGUGUGUGUGUGUGUCUGUGUGUGUGUGUCAGUCCUGUCAGUGAGCGCCCGGAUCGAUACUCCAGCAAUUAGUCGGCUCCAAUUAGUCCCCAUUACCCGCUGCUCAGCCGGGCAGUCACACACAGUUGCUGCUGCUUUCUCCUCCGACUGCAACAGCUGGGAUGUGUGAGUAGAAAGCCCGCCAGGCUCACUCGCAGCACCCAGAGGUGUCUCCAAACAUGGACAGGAUAGGGGUGUCAUUCUUGGACCCUCUGGAUGACUACGAGUUAAUCCACCGGAUUGGGUGCGGCACCUACGGAGAUGUGUUCAAGGCUCGCAACAUCAGGACAUCUGAACUGGCAGCUAUCAAGAUUGUCAAGCUCGACCCUGGGGAUGACAUCACAUCCAUCCAGCAGGAGAUCACGAUGAUGAAGGAGUGCAAGCACAAAAACAUUGUGGCCUACUUCGGCAGCUACCACAGGAACACCAAGCUGUGGAUCUGCAUGGAGUACUGUGGCGGAGGGUCACUUCAGGACAUGUAUCAUGUGACGGGCCCAUUAAAGGAGAAACAGAUAGCGUACGUGUGCAGAGAAACCCUCCAGGGUUUGUAUCACCUGCACGAAACUGGCAAAAUGCACAGAGACAUAAAGGGAGCCAACAUCCUUUUGACAGAGCGAGGAGAUGUGAAACUGGCUGAUUUUGGUGUGGCAGCAGAGAUCAGCGCCUCUGUAGCCAAAAGGAAGUCUUUUAUAGGAACUCCCUACUGGAUGGCUCCAGAGGUGGCUGCAGUGGAGAAAAAGGGCGGGUACAACCACCUGUGUGAUAUCUGGGCCGUCGGCAUCACUGCUAUCGAACUGGCUGAGCUCCAGCCGCCCAUGUUUGACCUCCACCCAAUGAGAGCGCUGAUGCUGAUGUCCAAGAGCAACUUCCAGCCUCCAAGACUAAAGGAUAAAACCAAGUGGUCUGCGGGUUUCCAGAGCUUUGUGAAGAUGGCUCUCAUUAAAAACCCUCGUAAAAGGCCCUCAGCUGAGACACUGCUGCAGCAUCCGUUUGUGACACAGUUGCUGACCCGUAACCUGGUCAUUGAGCUGUUGGACAUGGCCAACAACCCUGAGCUCCACAGCAGCCACACACACAGCAUGGACGACAACGAGCUGGAGGUUGGGGAAGUGGCUCCUGACAAGAUUCAGUCAGCAGGGAAACACCUGCCUGUAGAGAGGACCCUCUCUGAAGAACAAUUUGACCAAGUGAAGUUUGGGCCUCCGCUGAGGAAAGUCACAGAGCCUUAUCCUGAUUUGCAGGGCUCUUAUGACGAUGACUGGAGUCUGUCUGGAGAUGAAGACAACUCACCGAGCCUGUUGGAAUGUGUGGAGCAAGCUCUGCAGCUGAGGAGUUUGACAAUUAAGAGGGCGCCAUCUACUGACGGAGGUAGGAAGAGUGGUUUGUUCAGCCCGUCUACAGCCUCCCUGCCAGCGUUCAGCUCUUUAACUCCCAACACGGACGACCGUGACCUUACCCGGGGACCAAGCUGUACACUGGGCCCCGACACUGCCAUUGCUGCUGACUCCACCUCUGCUGCAGGGUUGGCCAGGUGCUCAGCCACGCAGGAUAUCAGGCAGCGCUGCAGUCUGCCCGUGGGGGACGCUGUAACAGCAGAUAAGAGGAAGGCUAACACUGUUUCCUCUCCGAAAAGAGAGACACCACUGUCACCUGAAUGGAGCACACUGAGGAAAAAUACUGAGGACUCUAGGGCUGAUUGUCAUGGACUUCCUCCUACCCCUCAAGUCCAUAUGGGAGCCUGCUUCUCCAAAGUCUUCAACGGCUGUCCUCUUAAAAUCCACUGUGCUGUCACCUGGAUUUUACCCAAGACAAGAGAUCAGUACCUAAUUCUGGGGGCAGAGGAAGGUAUCUACACACUCAACCUUAAUGAGCUUCAUGAAGAUACACUUGAGAAGCUGCUCCCCCAGCGAUGUACGUGGCUGUACGUUAUGAACAAUGUGCUGAUGUCUGUCUCAGGGAAGUCCUCCCAGCUUUACUCCCACAGUCUGACGGCUCUGUUCGAACAGAAAGGACAUCUGCAGAAGAAACACAGCAGUCUGUCCCUCAGCACCAACCGCUUCACUGAGAGGAUCAACCCCAGGAAGUUUGCCAUAUCUGUGAAGAUUCCCGACACUAAAGGCUGUAGGAGGUGUAGUGUAGCUAGAAACCCAUACACAGACAGUACAUUUCUAUGUGGGGCGGUUCCAUCCGGCCUGGUUCUACUGUUGUGGUAUGAGCCUCUGCAGAAGUUCAUGCAUCUAAAGCACAUAGCGAUUAAGCUACCAGACUCUCUGCCAAUCUUUGAGCUGCUGGUGUUGGUGACGGACGAGUUUCCCCAGCUGUGCGUCGGCGUGAGGGACUGUAGUAACGGGAAAGGCCCAAUCAGCCAACAGCUUAAGUUUGACAUCAUAGAGCUGAACAGCACUCCUAUUUCAGCUCCAGACAGUGGAGCACUCUGGGCAGCGCAGGUAACCCAGCUUGACAGAGACACUGUCCUCAUCGUGUUAGAAAAAACUGUUAAGAUUGUGAACCUCCGGGGGCUUCCAUCCAAAGAGCUGGCAGCUGAAAUGGUCUUUGACUUCCCCAUUGAAACUCUAGUCUGCUUACAGGACAGUGUGCUGGUUUUCUGGAAGCACGGCCUGAAAGGGAAGAGUUUCCAUUCCAACGAGGUGACUCAAGAAAUUACAGAUGAGAGUCGAGUUUUCAGGGUUUUGGGAACAAACAGGGACAUCAUCCUUCAGAGCACACCAACUGAUGACCCCUCUGCGCUGAGCAACCUGUACAUCCUGACUGGACAUGAAAGCAGCUACUGAGAGAACAUUUUCAGAGCUCACACUGAAGAGAACUGCAAGACCUGUUCUAUAACCCUGUAGUGGCAACAAUGUCCUCUUUGACUGGAACUGUAGCAGACACCAGCACCAAACGGACAUACCAACCCAAAUGUCUAAGAGAGACUUAUCAGCAUGCUAAGAGAGUUGGGUUUGCCAAAUAAAGCUGCAAUGUAAAAACUAUUAACAGCCUGAUUCACAGUGUGACUACAGCAGGGAAGAUCUACUGCUGGAAGAUCUAGACUGUUUCUGAACUGAUGUUUCCAAGCUUUUAUUUUGAUUUAUUAUUUGCUGCCGUCUUUGUCAGUUUCUGGAACCAGAACAUUUGGUAAAGCUGCAAGCACAGCUGAGUAUGAAUACAAUGUAAUAUAGGGGAUAUUACGUUUUAUUCAUACUCAGCUGUAUUUGUAUGCAAUAUCCCUUUAAAGGGAUAACGAUUAUCAUAAUUGCCACAAAGACACACAGUAGAGGAAGUGAUAGAAUGUAGGACCUUUUCCAAGGGAUUUCUGUGGAGACACUUUUUUGGAGCCAGCAUCUAGUGACCAUUGGUGGAACUGCAGUUUAAAGCAGUUGGACUUUGGCUUCACCACUCGGCCACAGGGGUUGCCUUUUUUUAGGGGUAUAUGGGCACUGGUUUCUCCACACAGUAAUGCUGAAUUUAGUUGUGCUGUGUAUUGUUAAGAGUCUGGCAAUAUGAUACGUAUCACAAUAUAGGGGUUACGAUUUGAUGUAUUGCAGUAAAUUGUGAUAUUGUAAGCAAGGCGAUAUAUUGGAUUUUGUUUUUAUCAUUAUUUAAUAUUAGGAAAACUGUCCAUCAUAAAAUCUGAGUAAAACGUCCCUAUAAGAUUCAACAUUAUAGCUGUCACUGCUAGUGGUUAAGGGUUCCAUCACAAAACUGUAUAGUGUUUUUGAUAAUUGAUACAAUGUCACAAAACAAAAUAUCAUGAUACAAUAUUUUGUAUUUUUUACACCGUUAGCGUCAUGUUACCCUAAUUAACACUGUUCACGUCAACAUCUAAAAGCUUUGAAUAUAUCCAAAUAGACACUUAAUUAUACGGAAGCCUAAGUCUGUCAUUCAAGGUAAUAGAGGGCUGCAGGGAUGACAUAACAGCAAAGGCCAAUGGGAUUUUUCCCAUUGUCCUGAGUAAAAAGCUAAUGUUAGGCUAUAAAUUAACUCUACCACCACUAAGCUGUCAACUUGUAAUUACAUUUUUUAAUUAAAAUCUACAAAUUGUGGGCGCCCAGUUAGCUCAGUCGUUAGAGCUGGUGACCCAUGUACGGAGUUGCUGCAGCGGCCAAGGGUUCAAAGCCAACAGUGCAGCCCUUUGCUGCAUGUCAUCCCCCCUCUCUCUGCCCACCCUCCCUGUCUAUCUUCAGCUGUCACUAUCAAAUAAAGGCAAUAAAAGGCCAAAAAAAUAACUUCACUAAAAAAUACAACAAGGCUGUUAAGGCGGACUAGUGAGUAGAUAAGUCAACGUGUUUUGUCACCGACAACCUCUGUAGUCUCAUUUAGCCACUUGUUAGCAACCACCUUUUUUAAGACACAUAAAAUCUUCAAAAUUCACAGGUGGGUUAUUUACUGACAGAUUUUAUGUAGUCAGUCUCUUGCUUGUGUUAACCACACACCUUAUUUCAGACAUCAAACCAAAAACACAUUCAAAAAACCCAUAGACUUCAAGGGGAGUGAACCAGAAGUGCUAAAAUGCUAACUCAAUUCCAGAUUUUAGUAAUCACUCCUGCAACACUAAUAAACGCAAAUUGAAUGGAUAUAAUACCAUAGUCCUCAAGUGCAAAACACAAUAGCAAAUCACCUUUUGAAUUGUUGUUUUGUACUUCGUGGCUACCGUAAUAAAGCACUAUAUUAUCAACGUAUAGUACUUUUAAGCAUCACGUGACCAGCUGUUCUAAAAUGCUAUCCAUAUAACCUGAACGCAGCAUAUGUCACACCAAGCUAAAGGAGCACUUACCUGACCCUUACCUUCCACACCCUCAAACAGGUGAUAUGAGAUUUAGAAAAUAAUUAAUGCUAAAGUGUAACACUGAACCAAAUUACAACUCCACUUCCAUGUUCCACUUAGCUUCCAGCACUCUCUCUCAUAUGAGGCUUCUGUCACCAUUCUCUGAAAAACUGACAUUUCAGCAGUUACAGUUAGCAUCAGGCUUUAAAUGGGAUACUGUAUGUUAUUGUAUGCUAACUCAUGAAGUGUUCAAAUAUUACUAGCCAGUACAGUAGUAGAUAAUCAUUUAUCUUAAAGCCCCUACAAGGAACUUUCAUUUUGGGUUGAUUCUGGCGCCCCCUGUGGACAAAGGUGGUAGUGUUUCUACAGCCUUGUUUCAUUGAUUUCUGGGGGAGUCAGAUCCAGUGGCAGCCAUUAGAAAUAACUUAAUGGAAAUAGCCAGUCUUGUCGCUGAUGGUUUGUUAUUUCGGGUCAUAUAGAGUUAUCAACAUUAAAUUGAGGUAACUGAUCUGGUAGCUUUUAAGGAAACCCAUUGACAAAAAAAGAGUAAACUCUGUGAAAGUUCUGAUGUUCGCAAGUUCUUACAUCACCUCACUCAGGCCUAUGUUCUCGACAGCUACAACAAAAUGUGUUUCAGUCAUUGUUUGAAUUAUUAAGACCGAGAAUUAUGUAAAAAUAUAUACAUUGUUGAAGAAGCUAUACGUCUCCUGAUGACAUAGAAGAGCGUAGGUCUGUAUUAUUAAUUGAACUCACACACAGACUAAAUGUACAUCUGAUUACAUGAGGUGCCAUAGAAACAGAAUGCAAUUAAAUUGUAAUUCUACUUGUUUGACUAAAAUGUAAAUGCCACUACAUUAGAGUUGUGUGUGUAAUGAUAUUUAUGGUAUUUAUGGAAAGGGAACUGUAUAAGUAACACUCCCCUUUCCCUGACAGAUACUUGAAAGACAUAAUAUGCAUAUGGCUAUUUGUUUUUAAGAAGAUUGUGUUGUUAUUGUGUAUAAAAUCUAUGUAUAUAACAAUACAGUAUGCUCUUAUGUUAUGGAGAACGGGUUGUAACGUUAAUAUGAGAAAUAAAGAUUUUAAUUUCCUUUGAA